UAACUUCAUACCAUUGACGCUCUCUUUUAGUUCUGGCCUUAGUUUUACCUCCCUCUCCCUCCCUCUUCUCUCCUCAUACAACUACAUAAAAAAAAGUAGAAGAAAACAAGAGCAAGAGAAAUAAAGAGAGUUCAAAUUAAGAAGAAAAUCAAGAAGAAGGAAACCAAUCAAAAGAUGGAGCUCUUCCCAGCUCAACCAGACCUCUCUCUUCAAAUCAGCCCCCCAAACAGCAGGAGCACGAGUGAUGAGCCCAUGGAUUUAGGGUUUUGGAGCAACAAAAACCUCAGCAACAACGGCAGCAACAGUGCUAGCACUAGCACUGUAGAUCUCUCCCUGGCAAACCCUAGCCCCCUCCACCCCCUCCAAAACCUCCAGCAGUACUACAAGCGGCACGAUAUCGGGCCGAUGAGGCCCAUUAGAGGGAUCCCCAUAUAUCAUGGGCCUCCACCGCAUCACCACCACCAUCAAACUUCUUCAUUUCCUUUCACUCAACAGUAUCAUCAGCCGCAGCAUUACCAUCAACAGUAUCAUCAGUGUGAGUCAUUGGUCCAGAGAUCAAGGUUCUUGACGAGGUUCCCGGCAAAGAGGAGCAUGAGGGCGCCGAGGAUGCGGUGGACUACUACUCUCCACGCUCGCUUUGUUCAUGCUGUUGAGCUCUUGGGUGGCCAUGAAAGGGCUACGCCUAAGUCAGUGCUUGAGCUCAUGGAUGUGAAGGAUCUCACCUUGGCUCAUGUGAAAUCUCACUUACAGAUGUAUAGAACUGUGAAAACCACUGAUAGACCACCAAAUUCUUCAGACCAAAAUGAACCUAUAGAGAUAUCAGACGAUAAUUUGCAUGACAUCCGUGGACCAGAACCUAUGCAAAAUGGGAAACCAUCAGGGCAAAGUGGCGAUAAUUAUUACGGAUUAUGGAGCAAUUCUUCAAGCAAGGGAAACUGGUUUCAUGACAAGACUAUUGAAUCCUCCCCCGGGAGCCUACCUACUUUUGAGAACGGCAUGCGAUAUUCUAAAAGUAUGGAGCUGAUAUCUGAUAUGAACUCUUCAUGCGUAUCAGAGCCAAGUGCAAAGAAGCCCAAUCUAGAGUUCACAUUGGGGAGACCACAUUGAUCACAUUUCAGUAGCAGCAUCAAAAGCUCAGAUCAUAAAAGAAUGAUGGUGCACCCUUCAAAAGAGUAGAAAGCAGAAAAAAGAGAGAAAGACAAAGAGACCAUAGGAGGCAAAAAGCUGAAAAAAGGAAAGAUGGAUAGCUGUGCAAAAGCUUGAGCUUACCAAACUUCAGAGAGAGAGAGAGAGCUUAAAGGCCAUGUUCUACGUGUGUAUAUGAAACAUGAGUCUUUUUUUUUAAUGUCUUAAAGAACAAAAGGGUUAGGGCUCCUUCAUUCUCUUGCAUGUGCACGUGCUUCGCUUUGUAGUUUCCCAACAAAGGGAAAAAGAAAUUAAAGGAUGAUAACUACUUAAUUUAGUAGGUAAUUACAUAUUAUAGUUGGAAUCA
Asparagus officinalis (garden asparagus) is the source of this 1492-nucleotide messenger RNA. RefSeq names its product probable transcription factor KAN2. Bases 175 to 1107 code for a protein of 310 amino acids. The transcript has 6 exons. The record is from RefSeq and is a predicted model, not a curated record. Gene Ontology annotation, molecular function: transcription cis-regulatory region binding. NCBI's taxonomy places the organism in Eukaryota, Viridiplantae, Streptophyta, Magnoliopsida, Asparagales, Asparagaceae. Gene Ontology annotation, cellular component: nucleus. Gene Ontology annotation, biological process: regulation of DNA-templated transcription; abaxial cell fate specification.